AUGAAGUACGUCUGGUUGGAUGUAGACCCGGGACACGAUGAUGCGACCGCUAUUAUGUUAGCGGUGAGCUCACCAAAUAUCCAGUUGCUAGGGGUUUCGACAACGCACGGAAAUGCAAGCAGCGAUCGGACCGCUAUCAAUGCGGCGAGAUGUCUCGUGGCUUUUGGCGCACCUUCGAACAUACAUGUCCAUCCUGGCGCAACAGAGCCCCUAUUACUACCAGCCAAACAUGAUCCUGAAAUCCAUGGAGAAGAUGGGCUUGGUGGUGUUGAAGGCCUUCCAACUUGCGGCGAUCCAGACAUCCUUGCCCGGUUCGCGAAGGACGCCGAUGGCUCCAACGUCCAUGCUUUAGACGGAAUGUCGCGUUCUAUCAAGGAGACAUGGAGGAAUGGUUCUGGUCCUCGAGUCACGAUAAUUUCUACGGGACCAAUGACAAACAUCGCUCUUUUCGUCAGCGUGUAUCCCAAACUACUCGGAGCUGUUGAGGAAUUCGUCUUCAUGGGUGGAGGAGUGGGUAUGGGUAACCGUUCUUCUGUUGCAGAAUACAACGUCCUAUGUGAUCCACAUGCAGCGCAGAUGGUAUUAAAUGUGCCCGUGAAGAAAACCAUGAUCCCCAUCAACGUAACCCACACCGCGAUUGUAACACGAGAAAUACACACCCAGCUGCUCUCUCCAGGCUCAGAAUCAAGUUCGGGAGUUCUUCCAGCCGCAUCGAGUAAUUUGCGCCACACUCUCUCCACCCUGAUUAGUUACUUUGCCGAGUCCUACAAGUCGACAUUUGGAUUCCAGCACGGACCUCCCUUACACGAUGCACUGACCGUCGCAUAUGUGGCUUACCCAGACCUCUUUAGAACGACGCGGCAUCGGGUGGACAUAGAACUCACAGGUGCCCAUUCUAUUGGAGAGACAGUGGUAGAUGUCUGGAAAUAUAAAUCGUGCGACGACACAUGGGGCCGAAAUGGGCGUAAUUGCAUUGUUGCGGAUGCCUUAAAUGUGCAAGGCUUCUUCGAUAUAUUUUUGGAAGCGGUGGUUCGCUGUGACGCAAUGUCGCCAUUGAACAAGCACUAA
Molecule: messenger RNA, 1068 nt
Organism: Cyclocybe aegerita
Lineage: Eukaryota; Fungi; Basidiomycota; Agaricomycetes; Agaricales; Hemipholiotaceae
Source: the annotation of a GenBank genome assembly